AUGACCUCUUUAUUGAUCAAGCUAUUGAAUCAUGUUGAGGAAGGAACUAACGUGACUAAAAAGAGCUUCAAGGGGGACGUGGCCCCGACCAGCCCACAACAUGGUCAUAUACAAUGCUACGAAAUCUCCCUGGAGUAACAUUGAAGCCAGUCCCCGGUAACCAUCAUAAAGCACGCUCCCUAACUGCAAGACUCAGUAACCCGGGCAUUAUCGAAAGUAUUGGAUCAACGUAAAAAGAGCAACGCUCUUAGUGUAACAGACUUACAGUUAGAUCAAAAUGACUAUGGUCUUCAAAAAAAUGUUUGGGUUUACUGAUUGGAAACACUCCAAGGUUGACAGGUGUUGGUUGAAGUUGUUAAUAACCAAUUGAAUUGAAAUACAUAUUUUGAAAUAAAUACCACCAGCAGAAAAAUUACGAUUGACAUUUUGGAAUUAUUGCUUGAUGAAAAUGUGUCACUUGUUCAUAGAUCCAUUUCAAAAUCAUUGUAGUUGAAGUGGAGGAGAAAGUUUCCCGACCACCGUUUAAAGAAGGUUUUUAAGCCUGAGACACAAGUGAAGACAUGGAUGUGUAUGUGUUGUAUUCGAGGGUGAAUGGGCAAGAAAAAGAUUUAAGUGGCCUACGCAAAGGGUAUGGUAGUGAGGUGCCAGGCGAACCAGUUUGAGUGUGUCAACGAACUGCAACGCUGCUGGGUUUUCUAUGACUCAACAGUUUUCCUGUGUGUAUCAAGAAUGUCCACCCAAAGGACCAUCCAACAUUUUGACAACUGUGGAAGGAAAGCAAAUUGGAAUCAACAUGGUCCAGCAUCCCUAUGGAACACUUUCAUGCCCCAACAAAUUGAGGUUGUCUGAGGGCAAAAAAGGGGGGGUGUGGCAACUCAAUAUCUGAAGGGUUCAUACUGUUUUGUUACACUCGUGUACAUUAACUUUAAGAAAAAGGGUUCUUAAUAAAGAUUGAAUGUGUUUAUUUGGCUUCUUUCGCAAGCCUGGCUAGAGAACAUGCGAUUUUGAGGAGUAAAAUCAACUUUACUACUACCACACAGAACAAAUGGUUGGGGACUGGUGAUGUGAGAAUGAGGGCUAGCCAUUCACUAUCACGUUUGACACUAAAUCUGGGCGUCAGUCCAAGCGGCGGUCAGCACCUUCAGGUUUCAUAGCAGAGACAGGUACAGUUACUGUGCGGGACACAAGUAAAGACCCAUUAGUCGGGGAAUACAUGCUUAAACAUCAGAUGUAAUCAGCAAGACUGUAGAUAUAUAUAUGAGUUUACAGUAGUAUGCGAGCCUUAUGGGUCUAAUGCAUACUGUCCGUUGAGAUGUUUCCUGAACAACAUCGUCCUGUGUAUCUUUCUACAGGGCGUUGCCUAGAGAGGAGUCAAGCCCCAGAGGGCUACUUCAGCCUGACUGAUACACAAAGACAGGUGGAGUUGAAUAGCUACUAGUCACUCGGGAAGUAAUAUCAGUGUCUGUGGUCCUAUCCUGAUUUGUCCCAAUUGGACUGUACUUCUUGAACUUUGGACCAGGGCCAAGAAAAGUCAAACUGGGGGCCCCCCCUGUUUGUAAUGCUGUUCAACCCAUGGUGGGCCAGUAAAUCAAAGUAUAUUCAAUCCCCUGGUGUGCCAGUAAAUGAUUAUUAUUUUGUCUAUCCCUGGUGGGCCAGUAAAUCACAUUCUUUGUUUAUCCCUGGUGGUGCCAGAAUACAAUAUUUGUCUUCCAUGGUGUGCCUAGUAAAUAUACAGUAUCCUUGGUUUCCGGUGGUUGUUAUGUGCCAGUUAAAUCAGCAUUAUUUCCACCCAUGGCUUGACUGCACUCAGUCGGGUUCCAUGCCCGGGGGAAAGUGUGCGCUUGAGUCCAUAAUGGUCAGAUCGUACUGUCAGGUUCAGACAGACGACCAGAGGACCCAAUUGCGUCACACCAGAAAGUUUAUUAAAACUUAAGGGAAAAGGGAAGUAGGGAGUGAAUGAAGGCUCCAGGGUGUUAACAGGGAUCCCGUCCAAUGGCUGGGUCUGUGCCCCACCCCCAGUGGCAGCGAUGGCGUCCUAUGAAGCCGGUGGUGGGUGGUCCAGAAGUCCUGGGGGGGGGGGAGACACAGACACAACAGGGCGGAAUGAAACAAGGCAGCAGUACAGUUCAAGGGAAAUCCAAAAUACGUAGUAGCAAGCAGGCAGAAGGCUGGUCAGAGUUACCGGGAUUGAAGAGUAGUCAGGAGUCGUUAUGGCAGAAGCAGGUCUGGAUCUCCUGGGGCAGAAGAGUAUCCAAAAAUCAGGCAGGUCCGGGGUCACAAAACCAGGGUGAGCCAGAAGCGCGAGCAAACAGGUUCCGGGUGUGAGCUUUGCAGACGAUCUGACACCGGAGAGCUGAAAGACCGGGCCCUUAAAUACUGGGAGAGGUAGUGGGUAAUGCAGCGCAGCUGGCAGAGUAAUUAGAGCAGAGCAGAGCAGGGACAGGUGGAGCUAGUUAGGCUGAGUAGAGAGAGUGGUGAGCAGAGUGGCAGAAAAUUAAGGUGGUAACCCGGUGGAGUGAGAGGCUCAUGACAGUAGUGAUCAUGAGAUAAAUAAGUUGUGAUCUCGACAUAACGAGGGAAUUAUUUUUGUAUUCAUAUGUCCUCUACUGAACUCAACUAAACUUUUCCCUCUGUUAUUCUUGUCUUUACUCCCCUGAUUGUGCUCAGUUUUACCUGCAGUUAUAGGCUACUGUAUUUACUCAUACCUAUUUAUUGUUGUGACGUCUCCUAUUUUGAUUAUGUUACAGGAGCAGAUUCCCCAUGCAAUACACAGUGUCUUGAUCCUAGUGGAGAAGGAGAGCUGCCAUCGCCCAGAGAAAUGUCCUAGACUACAGGUCAGAUCUGAAUCAAGGGUUUCCUCUAAUGAUUUCCAUCAGGCUUAUCAUUUCAUAAACACUUGCAUUCAUUCUGGGUGGCUUGCUCUCUGAUGUCACUGACUGUGCCAUUAUCUAUCUAUAAAUAGAUUGCUGUGGUGACCUCACUGAAGGGGUUGCACAAGCUGGUGGAGGGGAGCCAGCUGACCUCAGGCCUAGAGGGCACCCUUCCCUACAACCACAUUGACUGGCUGCAGCUCCAUCAGGUAGGACAGUUAGAGCAGAAAAGCGACUGCAGAUGAGGUUCUGUUUGUUCCUAGCAGAACUCGUCUAGGCGUAAGCGCACACGACUGUGAUCUCGAACUCCCUUGGAGACCUUCCCUUGAAAAAUGAUCAGUUGACCAAUCACGACAAAGGGGCUGAUAGGUUAUACAUUUGACUAAAGUAGACUUCGGCUACCAAACUUCAACUUGCCUUUAGAAAAUAAAUUCUGUGUGUGAACAAAAAAAAGAAAAAAAGAACAAAAAUGGCACAACAUUUUGACUGGAUAGUAUGCAACAGCCUUUUAACAGACACUACAGAACUCUUGUUUGUUGUUCUGCUUUGAUGUCUGAUGAUCAGAACAUUUAUCUUUCAGAAACUUCAUCCCUUUAUGUCAGAUCUCCAGGAGGCCUCAGGUUUGCUACUAACGGCCAUCAGGAAACUAGAGGGAGGCUGUAAGAUUGACACAGUGCAGGUAUUGGAUUUAACCUUGACGACACUGUAUUAUUGAAAACAUGUUGGAAUGGACUAGGGGUUCUUAUUAUCCUCAAUACUUUCUCUCCCUGUGUGGCAGGAUGCACAGAGGUGUAUUCUAGAACAGAGAACUCUGAUGAAGGAUGUUCUGGAGGACAGCCGAUUGGUCGCUUUGCAAAGGGAGGGUGGAGCCAUGCUGGCCAGGCUGAGAAAGGAGAGUGACCUCAGAUACUCUCACUGUGAGAAUUACAGGUAUACUACCGGUCACUGUUUAGUUUGAGUGGGAUAAUUGUGAGUCUUCUUCAAAAUAUGCUUAUCAAUGUAAUAUUCCCUUGACCUCUGACCGCUCUGUGCAGUGAUGCGGUGGAUUCUGUGACCUGCAUGUACAACCAUGUAGAGGAGCAGGCCCAUAUGCUUGUGCAAAGAUCCAACAUGUCCCUGGAGCACCUUGAAUACCUGCUCCAACUCAGAGAAAUGGAGGGCCACUUCACUAAGGUACAUUCUGAGGCUCCUCAUACAGUAUACAUAGUUUAUAUCUAUUAUGUAAAUACAUGGGAUAUUUAGUAACCACCCUCCCUUCUGUAGAUCAGGGAAUGGUUUGAUACAGAAGGGGAACGGCGGUUGUUGGAGGCAGAAUCGGUGGAGGACUCCAGAGAAAGUGUGGAGCAGACUCUCCAUAGUUUCAGUGCAUGCCUCACUGAAGCCAAUGUAAGUCAGUCUAUCUCCACUUACCCAAUGACGCAAAGUGGUGACACUGUUUCAUGCAGAAAUGGAAGUGCCCAUGAAAGUCCAUGUUUCAAUUUAAUCUGAUGUUUACUGUUACUGUCCAUUAGGAGCAGAAGCACAAGGCAAUGGCCCUGGUGACAGAGGCAGAGAAGAUCCAGGGCCCAUUCCCUGAGACUGAGGUGUUCAGGACCAUGGUCUGCACCUUCAAAUCUGGCCUGGCUGACUUCCUCUCCCGGGCAGAGAGGUGCUGUAAUGAGCUGGAGAUUAUGGUCACUGUGUGCAACUUCUGUGAACAGGUUGGUGUCUAUACUGAAUAAUGGAUCGGUUGUUGUUCCACGUUGUUUAGUUAACAUUUUACCUACAACAUGUUAUAAAAUUCAUACUGAUGGUGACAUGUUGUAGGGAUAUAGGGGAAAAUGAUGAAGCUUGAAUUACUGUCAACUCUGUGUCUCUUUCAAGGUUUUUGAAUAGGCUGAGGCUGCGGAUCCGACUUUUCUGGACCUUUCUUCCCGACAGCUACAGGUCCCAUAGCUUCUGCCCACGUGCGGGAUUCUCUACUUUCUCUGCUCUACUCCUAGAGAACCUCCCAUUUCUCACUGUUAAUCGUGAAUGAUAAUUCUAGUUUUACGGCCAUGCAGCAUCUACAUAUCAACCAUUUGAUCUCAAUCAGUUUCAUGGGGAUAUGCAUUUAGAUCUUCUUGAGUUAUAGGCUACAAUUUCGAAGUAGCCUACACUGUUGUUUUGAAUUAUGUUCAGUGAGCGAGGCAUAGCCUACCUGUAUUUAGUUUCAAUCAAAGCACAUAUUUUGCCUGGUGCCGCGCGUUGUUGAGUUUUGGCCACAUGAAAGAAAAAUAUGACCAUUUAAUCUCAAUCAUCCUAAAAUCUCAUAAGAAGUGUUUUUUGUCUUACAGUAGCAACGUUAUGCUAUUAUAUUUGGUUUUGUUAUGUAGAAUACUGUAAUGACCCGGGCUGGGUCAUGAAGGAAAAAGAGACGGACACCAGGUGUGAUGGGCAGAACACAGGUUUAUUCCUAAACUGGGCUAUUGUUCAGGCCACUGCCCACGCCGCUAAAUUCUGAAUGUACACAAAUACACAAUGUAAAGUUAAGUGGCAGACUCAUAGGAGCAGAUCAGGAUCCCGAAUAGAAAGAGAGAGAGAGAUGAGACAGUAGCCCCUAUUUAUGCAUAUAAAACCCAGCGGGAUUACCCGUCAUACCCCCCAACCUGGCAUAUUUAACCCCUGCUAGCACCCAUGAGAACAAUAACACACCCACGAACACAGAACACAAUACCGGGCCGUUACAAUACUAUCAUUAUGUGAUCUUGCAGACAUUGAUUCAGCUUUGAUCAAACUUUAUUAAAAGUAUACUUCGGGAUUUUGCCCCUUAUCUACUUCCGCAGAAUCAGAUGAACUCGUGGAUACCAUUUUUAUGUCUCUGCGUGCAGUUUGAAGGAAGUUCAAACUUCCUAACUAGUGUUAGCGCAAUGACUGGAAGUCUAUGGGUAUCUGCUAGCAUGCAGUCAUUGCGCUAAUGCUAGUUAGCAUUGGCUCACGAAACUACCUCCAACUUCCUUCAUACUGGACACAGAGACAAAUAAAUGGUAUCCACGAGUUCAUCUGACUCUGGGGAAGUAGAUAAAUGGGUUCAUUGCCAAACUCACAAAGGUUCCCUUUAAACAAGCACCAUUCACCAGAGUAGCCUGUGCAUUAAGUAGAGAAUCUCACACAUGCGCAGACGUUUCGGGACUUUUAGCUGUCGGGAAGAAAGGUCCGGAAAAGUCGGCUCUGCAGCCACUCUAUUUUGAAUAAGUAUUUUUCUUUUCUUCCAGGCUACUGAGCUGGCCAAAGACUGCAGACAAUACCUGGACCAGGUUGUCAAGCGCCCAGAGACGGAUGAUGUCUCUACACUCCAGAUGUACCAGGAGAGCUUUGUCCAUUUCUCCCCAGAGCUCUUCCAGGAGGUGAAGGCCCAGGCGUGUGCUUUGAGGGGCUCCAGGGGCAUGCGGGUGUGGAACGUAGCCUGGCUAAAGUGUCAGGAGGUCAGGCAGCAGCUGGAGGAGAGACUGCAGGAUGUGGAGAGGGCCUUGCGGAACACAGGCCCCUGGCAUGAACAACUUAGAGCUGGUGAGGAUGAGGCCUCGGUUCAGACAGUGACUCAUCAUGAUGGAGCUCUGUUACUGCCCAGACCUGGUCCACCACUCUGGUACAAUCCCCCAUCAGGCUCUAUGGUGGGUAGGUAUCAUGGGGCCUUGGAGAGCAGGAACAACUCUGUGACCUGCUGUAAUAUCAACUUCAAGCCUGAGAAUAACAGACCUUGUAAAUGGUCAAAGAUCACCACCAUGCCGGCCUCUCCCCAUAUCAGAUACAUUAGGAGAGCGGAGAGGGAGCCCAGCGGGAGAGAGGCCUGCCGAGGGAGGAGCAGAGAGGCCGCCACCCUUGCCGACUCGCACACUUUGGGCUGUGAGUGGUUCCCGUGGCAACGCGGGGGUCUGGGCCGGUCCAUGAGCGAGGAGUCGUGUGCGACCGCCGCGUCCAGUCAGUCUGAGACUCGCGUCCAUACACCUUCCUGCUCCCACAAGCAACCCUCCUGUCGGAUCCUGCAGGCCGCUCAGAAGUUCCAGAUCUCACGGCAUGGCAGCUUCUGCUCAGAGGAAUCCUGUAGUGUCCAAGAGGGGGCAGAGUGGGCCUCUUCAAGGAAUACUAGCCCAGCAGUGAGGAGGUGUGAGGGAACAACAUCGUUGGCAAGUCCAGAGGAGAAGGCUGGCCAUGUUUUGUGAGUUACUAAUGGAGCAAGACCUUCACCUUAGAUUGACUCAAUGUGUUUUCACUUUUGCUUCAUCUACUCUUUCUGUCUCUAAGCUUGCACUAUAUUGACAAAGGUACAUUUCAAUUAUUGAUUUUCAGUUAUUUCCAGAGGACUGAACAUGAGAGUUUGUGUUUGGCUGUGUUGUUGAUAUAACUUUAUAUGUCUGUAGGAAGCUGCAACGGAUCAUGGUGGAGCUACUGUUAACAGAGAGGGAGUAUGUGCGCUCCCUGGGUUACAUCCUAACUCACUACCUCCCCCUGCUGGAGAGGCCUGAUGUGCCCCAGGACUUGCGGGGCAAACGUGGAGUCAUCUUUGGGAACCUGGAGAAGCUGUAUGACUUCCACUGCCAUUUCUUCCUCAGAGAGCUGGAUGCCUGUCAGACAGAGCCCUUACAAGUGGCUCGCUGCUUCCUGAGACACGUGAGUUUCAGUUUGCCUGCUCAUGUCUCUUAAUUCACAUUUUCUACAUGUUAAGUUUGAGUCCUAUAACUAUGUUGAUUAGCUGAAUUUGCUACUGAAGUUGAAUACAUUUAAUAUUCCUGUUGUGACUGUAAACUCUUCCCCAUAUAUGCAGAGAGACAGUUUAGGCCUCUAUGCACUCUACAGCAAGAACAAGCCUCAAUCAGAUGCCUUAAUCCUUCACCAUCGCCAUGACAUCUUCAAGGUGAGGCACUCCCGUCAAUGCUCAAUGUCAAAGAUCAAUGCUCAAUUCCUAUCAAAGCUCUCUCCAUCCCUACUGCGACCAAUCCUCUGUCUCCUCUCCUCCCAUCCCAGAGGAAGCAGCAGGAGCUGGGGGACCACAUGGACCUGUCCUCCUACCUGCUGAGGCCCAUCCAGAGGAUCAGUAAGUACAGCCUGCUGCUGCAAGACAUGCUGGGGAUGUGUGGGCCUCAGAGAGACAGGGAAGAACUCCAGGCUGCAGCCGACGUGGUCCGCUUCCAGAUGCGUCAUGGCAAUGACCUCCUCACCAUGGACGCCAUCCAGGACUGUGACGUAAGUUUACCGUCCAAAUCAUCUCAAUCUCCAAAUAAUGUAUCACUUAUGAACAGCUGUCCAAAUGGGGCGUAGAUGUGGGAGUAUAAGUGGGAAAUGAUCACCCAUUAUUGUAUGUACAGUAUCAAGCAUUUUCAGGAAUACAUUAUUCUCCACUCCUCCCUCCGCCACCAGGUGAAUCUGAAGGAACAGGGCCAGCUGAUUCGCCAGGAUGAGUUCACCGUGUUCUUCAGAAAGAAGAAAUGCUUCCGUCGUAUUUUCCUCUUCCAGGAUCUCAUCCUCUUCAGCAAGACCAAGAAGACCAAUGUGGGCAAUGAUGUGUACAUCUACAAACAUUCUUUCAAGGUGUGUAUACAGUAUUAUUUAAAAAAAACAGACCCAAUUUACAGAAUGCAUUUUGAGUACUGUAAUUAUUGUUCAACAAAAAUAAUGCUAUCUUACCAGCCUUUAUGUUUGCUAAACAAAGACCAAAUCAUCCAGCCCUUAUGUUGAAAUUGGAAACAGCAAGCAUUCUUUAUUUAGUCUUUCUUUCUUUAGUCUUUCUUUCACUUCUGUUUCUGUCUAGACAUCUGAUAUCGGGAUGACCCAUAACUCUGGAGAGAGUGGUUUCUGUUUUGAGAUCUGGUUCCGGAGGAGGAAGUUCCAGGACACGUACACUCUGAAGGCUGACAGGGCGGAGGUGAAAAGGGCCUGGGCCAGAGACCUGGAGCAGAUCCUCUGGGAACAAGCUGCCAACAGCAGAGGUGAAUCCUAGUUUUGGGGGGGGAACUCAGUCCAGCUUUCAACUUAAUCUUGAAAGUUGUAAUAAUAGAAUGCACAAGGUGCAAUUUCGAACUUGAGUAGUGCAUCAUCACUUUUCCUCUUGUCAUGUCGGUCAUUGCAUACCUUAGAGAGCUAUUUAUAAAUGUCCAGAUCAACUAGCCCAUGUCAGCUAAUGUUCUUUAGCUAGGUUUCUUAGCCCAUACAUUUUCUUGUAAUGUUUGAGUCACUCAAAUAUCAUAUGAAUAAACAUUAGACAUGGCAAAAUGUAUAGAAUUGCAAGAAAAUGUGCUUUCAAACUACACAAUUUGCUCUGCACACCAUGACAAAAUGUGUAGAAUUGCAGGAAAUAAGCUUUAAACCUGCACAUUUUUCUCUCUGCCAACAAGAGGGGUGUGAACAGUUUGUGUCAUGAACAGUGCUUGUGUCCAUAGAAAUAGACAUGGUGCUCACAGGGGGGCGCCACGUUGGGGAUGUUCCCCAAUGCUGGAAGGGGAGCCUGAGCGAAAAAGUUUGGGAACCCCCGUGGAGGUGCAAUUGUGAACAAAUGCCAUAUCAGACGUUAAAUACAUCCAAUUUAUGUUUUGGUUCAGUAUGUUUGAGCAUGAAGACAGGUGUUGUGUUUCGUGUGUUGUAGAGCUGCGGAUACAGGAGAGAGUGUUCAUGGGCAUGGGGAGGAAACCUUUCAUGGACAUACAGCCUAGCGAGGCAGCCAUCUGUGACAGGGCUGUCAAUUGGGACAGGGCAGACGUCGGUGACAGGGCUGUCAAUUGGGACAGGGCAGACGUCGGUGACAGGGUCGUCAACUGUGUUCUGCUAGGAAGAGGUAACAAGUCCACAGCCAAGACCCAAGUCCCAUACCCAUGAACUGACAACACAAAUGUGUAAUGUACUCACUGACUGAAUUGUCUCUUUGCUUUGUCAGCUCCUGUGCCGUCUUUUCCACAAACAGAUCUUGAAUAUCUCCGGCCCAACUCCAUUGGUUCAGGCAGUAGUGCCUCCUGCAGCCACUCAUCUUUUUCCUCUGGACAAGGUUCUUUACCUCCUGUUGGUUACCCUGGUAACCAGACACAAGGUGGGGAAACCGAUCACAUUGUCUAUUCCUCCCCGGAGACUGUGACGGUGACUGAAGAUGACCUCAAUAACCAUCAUAAUCACCAGAAACAAAACCUUAAUCUUCUCAGUGAGUUUUCUUGUUCUUGCAUUAGGGCCCUGUGUUUUGGCUAAUCAUGUCCAUUACCUGGAUUUUAACCUUUGUUUUAAGUAUUUUCCAGAAAUGAGAAUUAGACCAACAAAUUAAAGCAAUUGUCUGAGGAUGGUGCUGGACCACCUGACAUAAAAAGAAAAGGGGACAGUAUGAUGAAAAAGCUUUAAAUAAAGGUUAAAAUCCAGGUCAUGUGACAUGAUUAACCAAAACACAGGGCCCUAUGCAUGGUGCAAGACUACAGACUAACACAAUCAGACAUACAGAACAUGACUCUUGAUAUGUGCAAGCAUGUGACUAAACGUGGGUGAUGCCAUAUCUACUUACCUUUCUGUUGAUUCCAGUGGACAGCACGGAGUCGUCAGGUGAGAGUGGCAGUGUGUUCAGCAGCUUGGAGCGCAGCUGCCUCUCUGCCAUUGGUGGAGAGGUGGAGGACUUGUCAUCUGUCACGUCCCAGAGUUCCCAGUCCUGUGUCACCCAGAGAACAGCAGCACCCAAUCUCAGGAAGAACAGCUCACCUGCCACCAUCAGGAAGAAGCCCUCCAUUGCUCCCAAACCACCAGCGCUGGCUGCUCUUCAGAGCCUCCAAAAGGUGUGGUGA
Messenger RNA from Coregonus sp. 'balchen', 10636 nucleotides. The record is from the annotation of a GenBank genome assembly. Lineage: Eukaryota; Metazoa; Chordata; Actinopteri; Salmoniformes; Salmonidae.